AUGGUAAAGUUUAGUACUUUGUUUGAUGUUGUGCUACUUGAGCUGGGGGAUUUUGUAGUUUCUUCAGAUUUGGAAACAGUUUUUUUACUUGCUGUGCUGUCCACAGUUUUUCCAGUUGGUUUCACACUCGGGGUGGUUCCAGUCAUUACAGGUGUGGUGUCACCAGGGGACAAUACAGUGGAUCCAGUUGUGGUGUCUGAGGAUGUUGCAGUGGAUCCAGUUGUGGUGGUGUCUGAGGACGUUACAGUCGUUCUAGUUGUGGUGGUUUCUGAGGAUGCUUCAGUGGAUCCAGUUGUGGUAGUGUCUGGGGAUGUUCCAGUUGUUCCAGUUGUGGUGGUGUCUGAGGAUGUUACAGUCGAUCCAGUUGUAGUAGUGUCUGAGGAUGUUGCAGUGGAUCCAGUUGUAGUAGUGUCUGAGGAUGUUAUAGUCGAUCCAGUUGUGGUGGUGUCUGAGGAUGUUACAGUCGAUCCAGUUGUAGUAGUGUCUGAGGAUGUUGCAGUGGAUCCAGUUGUAGUAGUGUCUGAGGAUGUUAUAGUCGAUCCAGUUGUGGUGGUGUCUGAGGAUGUUACAGUCGAUCCAGUUGUAGUAGUGUCUGAGGAUGUUGCAGUGGAUCCAGUUGUAGUAGUGUCUGAGGAUGUUAUAGUGUCCAGUUGUGGUGGUGUCUGAGGAUGUUGCAGUGGAUCCAGUUGUGGUGGUGUCUGGGGAUGUUGCAGUGGAUCCAGUUGUGGUGGUGUCUGAGGAUGUUACAGUCGAUCCAGUUGUGGUGGUGUCUGAGGAUGUUAUAGUCGAUCCAGUUGUGGUGGUGUCUGAGGAUGUUGCAGGGGAUCCAGUUGUGGUGGUGUCUGGGGAUGUUGCAUUAGAUCCAGUUGUGGUGGUGUCUGAGGAUGUUACAGUCGAUCCAGAUGUGGUGGUGUCUGAGGAUGUUAAAGUUGAUCCAGUUGUGGUUGUGUCUGAGGAAGUUACAGUCAAUCCAGUUGUGAUUGUGUCUGAGGAUGUUACAGUCGAUCCAGUUGUGGUAGUGUCUGAGGAAGUUACAGUCAAUCCAGUUGUGGUGGUGUCUGAGGAUGUUACAGUCGAUCCAGUUGCGGUAGUGUCUGGGGAUGUUACAGUCGUUCCAGUUGCAGUGGUGUCUGAGGAAGUUACAGUCGAUCCAGUUGUGGUGGUGUCUGAGGAAGUUACAGUCGAUCCAGUUGUGGUUGUGCCUGAGGAUGUUACAGUUGAUCCAGUUGUGGUAGUGUCUGGGGAUGUUACAGUCGAUCCAGUUGUGGUGGUGUCUGAGGAAGUUACAGUCAAUCCAGUUGUGGUUGUGUCUGAGGAUGUUACAGUCGAUCCAGUUGUGGUGGUGUCUGAGGAUGUUACAGUCGAUCCAGUUGUGGUAGUGUCUGAGAAUGUUACAGUCGAUCCAGUUGUGGUUGUGUCUGAGGAUGUUAUAGUCGAUCCAGUUGUGGUUGUGUCUGAGGAAGUUACAGUCGAUCCAGUUGUGGUGGUGUCUGAGGAUGUUGCAGUGGAUCCAGUUGUGGUAGUGUCUGAGGAUGUUACAGAUGAUCCAGUUGUGGUGGUGUCUGAGGAUGUUACAGUCGAUCCAGAUGUGGUGGUGUCUGAGGAUGUCACAGUUGAUCCAGAUGUGGUGGUGUCUGAGGAUGUUACAGUCGAUCCAGAUGUGGUGGUGUCUGAGGAUGUUACAGUCGAUCCAGAUGUGGUGGUGUCUGAUGAUGUUACAGUCGAUCCAGAUGUAGUGACUUCUGGGGAUGUUACAGAUGUCGUAGAUGGUGUUAAAUCAAGAGCCAGCGUAUCUGCACAUAUGAAAAACAGUGAAUAUAGAAAUAAGCAAAACAGAAAUGUUACAUCUGGUGUAAAAAUUAUAAAAAUGUAA
Molecule: messenger RNA, 1873 nt
Organism: Pelobates cultripes (western spadefoot toad)
Lineage: Eukaryota; Metazoa; Chordata; Amphibia; Anura; Pelobatidae
Source: the annotation of a GenBank genome assembly